Myzus persicae (green peach aphid) is the source of this 1951-nucleotide messenger RNA. RefSeq lists its product as uncharacterized. The record is from RefSeq and is a predicted model, not a curated record. The transcript has a single exon. Lineage: Eukaryota; Metazoa; Arthropoda; Insecta; Hemiptera; Aphididae. Bases 114 to 1109 code for a protein of 331 amino acids.
AACAAAUGAAAUUAAAUCAAAGGCGGUGGAGUAGUGAGCUGUUAAGACGUGUUUCCAUCAAGUCCGUUCGUUUGAAUCACAACGUACCCUAAACACUGUCAACGACGACGACGAUGCGCCGUUUACCGGUCCUCUGGUUGUCGCUGGCCCUGGCCGUACUUAUCACCAACCGAUGUGUAAUCGCCCCAACGACCCGGUCGCAGCUGCAACAGAUAAUCGCUUUAAUCCUAUUUGAAGACAAGCUGUACGAUGAUUUGUUGUCAGAGAGGGUGAUACUGGAUGCAAAAACUGACUGUUUGCCACCACGGGUAGCAGAGGCGGUGGAGAAUCUCAAUAACGUCGACCCACUAGUGUCACUUCGUGCACUUAUCCCACCCGAUCAAUACUAUUCAGGCGAUAACCUGGACCUGAGCCUGACCAUUGUCAAGAAGUCACUUAAGUGCCUGAUGUACAAGCGCGUGGCCUUCCACCUGGCGCUGAUUAUUGGGCUGAUCCAAAACCCCGAAGGAGGGUCGCAUGUUGAAAUGCGGUUACGCGUAUUCACGCACGCCAUUCCCCUCUACAUUAACAUGUUGUCGUCUAUUACCACAGAUUUUGAAGAUCUGUUGAACGUGUACCGCACGGUACACUCCAUAUUUUCGUCGCCGACCAUGCCGGAAAAUGCCGUCGAAAACUUGAAAAAACAGCUGACAUCUCUGAACGACAUCAUCAAGUUGUCUUGCGUGGCCAACGAAAUGAAACUGUACUGCACCAGUUUCAACCUGAAGAAAUUGAAAAAUUGCGUGGACCACAUUACCGAUGAAAAUACAGUCAAAGACUUGGAUGUCAAUAUUUCCGUCGAUACGCUAAUGGAAAAUGAGAACGCCAUACUGAAUUUCUAUGAAGAAAUGGACUUGCUUAGAGGCAUGGACAUGGGCGCGUGGAAAGUAUUCUUGUUAGUACCGGAUUUACCAUCAACAUUCAUAAGGACACCACUACCCAAGUUCAGGGACGAAAUGGAAAAAAUAAUUUAUACUAGAGAAAUUGCUGUUGAAGAGGAAGAAAAGUUAGCAAAAAAACCAUCCGGAGAAUCGGAUGGAGCGAUACUAGUGAAAAGAGCACAAGGUUAGAAAACCUCAGCUGCAAGUGAUACACAGGCUGCAGGAUCGUCGGACGCAUGAGAAUAGAACUUUGGAAUUCUCACGCCUUCGUUGAAGUUGUAUUAUCACUCAAAUUUAUUUAUUUUUUUUUAAUUUAUCACAAUAGGGUUAUUUAAACCUUCUACAGGUAUCAUAUAUUUUAUAAAUUAUCUUACUAUCAUAUAAAUAAUAAUGUUAUACCAUUAAAAUAUUGAGUAAAUUACGUUUAAGUUGAAAUUUAUAUUUAAAUAAUUUCGGUAGAGUAAAUAUUAAUAAACCGAUUAGUUAAUAAAUCAUAGUCUUAUACUUCAAAUUCAAUUGAAUAAUAUACAUUUUCAUUAAAAAAAAUGUGUAACAAUUCAUAUUUAACCAUGAUGAAAAAUAAAACUUUAUUCGAUCGAGAUCACGAAAUAUGAUUCGUUAUAAUAAUACACUCGGUAUCCACACACUUGCUAAUUGCUAUAAUAUGUAACCUCACUUUUUUUUACUCUUAUUUUGUCAACAGUAAAAAUUUUGUAUUUUUGUAAUAAAUGUCAUAUAAUCAGCUUUACGUUCUACAUACAAUAAUAUCAUUGACUAAAAUAAUUAUCUUUGGACAAUUUCUUAAAGAAAACAAACUCACUCCUAAGGCCCGUCUCACAUGGACGCGAAUCAUACUCGAUGUACCGUACGCUCGCGUUUUUAGUUUACAUUGGUUAAAUUCAUACUUGCCACUCUGACGACGGUGGCGCGUUUCUCUCACGGGUAUAACGCUUAUGAACUUAAUCAAUGUAAACUAAAAAUGCGCCAGUAUGAUACGCGUAUAUGUGAAACGGGCCUAAGACAUAAAAAAA